GGCUUAUCUUUCUCUAUUACCUUCUGUUUCUGUGCCUGUGUUCUUUAUCUUUCCCUCCGUCUUUUACUUGAAUUUUCGAAUUUCUCUGGCUGUAUCAAAAUCAAUGAUAGCCACAAACCCCACACUGUGUUACUGUCAAGUUUUGGGUUUUUAUUACAUAACUCUGCCUGUUCCGUUGGAUCAGGCUGAGGGUUAUUCGAUUGUAGUCGUUACAGAGAACCAGUAAUUAUUCAUCAACAAGAAUCCGCGAUGCAUUUCAAGGCGCUUAUGACGAUUGUGCAGAGUUUGGACAGUGAUACAAACGGGAUAAAACAGAGACGAUGUCCCAAUCGCUCCCUCGCUAGGCUGCAGACCUACCAGGUAAAAUAUUUUGUUUUGCGUUCAAGUGAUUUUGCUUUACAGCUGACUAAUCAGCUCUUUAAACACACCGCACUUGCUCAUUCAUUUUAAUAUGAAAGCAACCAAGCGCGAUCAGUAUUGUACAGUCUGUAGCCUGUCUUUUUACUUCGUUUCGUUCUGUGUCGAACUAUUACAGAGAACAUUGGUGCUUCAAAUGUUAAAACCCAAUUGCCCGAUGGACAUGUCCUGUGCAUUGCAAUCUUUGCUUUUCAAUUUUGUGCAGGCACUCCCUUCGAUCGGUCCAGUUCAAAUAAGCUGUGCAGCAUUGUUAACGACAAAAACAGGGGUUUAAAAUAUAUGCGCAUAUUUAAAGUUUUCGUUUUUAAGAACAAUCAAAUAUAGUUUUCAUUUUAGUACAGACUGUAAUUUGACUGAAUCAUACGUGAUGUUUAGGUGACCUUGAAAUAGAUGAAAAUGUAUUUGUCAGCAGCUCAAAUCCGCUUAGCUGCCCUUGUUUUCUUUCUUGACCUUUAUUUUUAUGCAUAUGUGCUGUAAAUAAAUUUAGUUUCUUCAACUGCACCUUUGUAGCUUUGGGGACGUCGUUGAUGGUUACCGGGAAUCCGAGCAACUGUCUUUCUUAUUUUUUUUUUAAUGCAGCUUGUAUUAAACCCCCUGAUUAAACAAAUUUCGGCGUUCAAUGACAUUCGCACCCUGUUUCAUUCAAUGCGCUAGUUGCAUCAAAUUAAGUGCGUGAAGUUCAGCUCAUUCAAACUCUUUAUUUUAACGCUUGGCGUUGGAAGUUUCUUUUGAUUGUAGCGGGUAUUUGUGCGACAGUUCCCUUAGGUUUGCAUUCCUCGUUCGAAACCACACCGGCUGACGAGAGACUGAAAACCGCUGUGACCGGCAGAGGAAGGCAUCCGAGAAUGUACGAUUUGAUGUACGUUUUAUGGCUUCUACCAUUUCAUCAGUCAAAAAGAAAAGAACUUACACCACAUACCAGCCAGAUUUGAACAUUCUUACUUUUUUUGCCGAAGAAAUGGAUAUUCUGAUAAUCGUAUAUUAUUCUGCGCAAUACAAGAGUUGCGAGAAUGAACUACCUUGCUUAUCAAAGUUGACUUUUCCAAUCUGGCCGGUCGUCUGAAACAGAACGAAAUGAUUGGGACGGCCCUUUUCUAAUAGCUUGGCGUUUUUGAAAAGAGUGAAAAUGUAAAAUUCCGCCGGCCGGUCAUAUUCUGUACAGUAACUGUAAACGUUGAUUUUUUUUUUCCACGAAAACGUAUGAAACACAUGAUUCAAGAAAUGUUACCCUAAAGAAUAAAGUAAAAAAAUUAUUGUACACGAUCGGACACAGAAAAACUAAACUGUAAAAGGUUGUGCGGAUGUUGCGAAAUAAACUUCGGUUUUAGGAAAAUUCACCACACGUCUAAAUUUCCGGUUCCUGUCACCUCUCGGGGGUGUAGCUCAGUGGUAGAGCGUCCGCUUUGCAUGCGGAAGGUCCGGGGUUCGAAACCCCGCACCUCCACUUUUUUUCUUGUAUAUAAAUUUUUCUUCCUUUUUUUCUUUCUUUUCCAUUAAGACCUUUUCUAAUUCACGGAAUGUUUAAAGUGCUUAACAGUGAAAAAGAAAGUUUCAGUUUACCUGUACUUAGUUCUAAUUUAUGUUUAAUAAAAAGGGACACACUCGUACACUCGAGUGGUUAAUUUUGAGGUUAAUUUUAUCGGGAUUUUUAAUGAUGGGAUCAUGAAGAGGUUGCAGCAUUAAAAUAAACAAGAUAUCAGGUGAAUUAAAAUAGUGAUCAACAUAAACCUUCUUCCGUCAAGAAUUCGGUGUGGACCGGUGAUUCGUUUUUGGGAUUUGUUUCUACACGCUUAAGCAUGUUUACACCUAAGCAUAUUCAAACCUGACCUUUCGCUGUACAUUUCCAGGAAAUUACUUCUUUCCUUUAGUUUAACAAUCUUUUAGCUUGUUUUUCCGUGUUUUCGACCAACUUCAUGCAGUAUUUUGUUUCUGUUAUGUAUUAUGUUGAUUUGAAUGAUGGUGGUGUAGCGUGUCUCCUGAUUUUCAAAUGUUUGUUGAAAUGAAUAUUUAUAGUUUUGAUUUUUACGGGUUGUUACAUGUUAUAUUUUGAAAUUGUCGACCUUUGGAUUUUCUGGUCACGCCAGUAAUUGAUUGACGGUAAAGUUUAGCCAGCCAGUAAAAGUUUGACUACUUGACAUGAUUUUGGAACAGUAAUUUUAGUAAUGUUGUUAUCCUAAGCUAAUACCAAAUGAUUUUUAUAUUUCUCGCCUUGUUUUAUAUUGAUUGGACAAACUAGGCUUCGCAACGAAAUUUAGGAACGAAAAUCGUGUAGUUUUGGCCAAACAAACAACUCGAAGCAUUGUAUGCUAAUGAGUCUGCUGGCCAAUCAGAAAGAGCCUUACUCACGCGUUAAUCUCCGCUUGCUGAUCAUGCAAAUGGCUUGUUGGUCAACUAUAAAAUCAAAGUGUGAUAAUUAAAAGAUACCGUAAAACUCCGAAAAUAAGCACUGAGGCCCUUUUUGAGGGGCUUAUUUUUGGUGGGGCUUAUAUUCGGGGGGCGGGGGCUUAUCUAUGGAGGGGAAUUUGCGUUUCAAAAUUGAUUGGACUAGCCUUAUAGUUGGAAGGAAAUUUACCGUUUUUGCUUUGUUUUGCUUUGUAUUUGAGGACAAUUUCCAAGAACAAGCCCCCGGGGGGCUUAUAUUUGGAGGGGCGAUCUAACGGAGGGUUUUUCGCGUUACAAGCUCGGAGGGCUUAUAUUUGGAGGGGCUUAUACAUGGAAGGGCUUAUUUUCGGAUUUUACGGUAUUACGAUUAUUCGCUAAUCAAAGAGGGUGUCCGGUUGCUUCGUUACAAGUCAUUUUGCUGCAUCAUGAAGUCGUUUCGCUGCAUCACGAAAUUGAUUCCCUUCAUAAUAAGAGUUGAGUCGCUUCAAAGACAUAUUUUCAUUGAGUCCACUCUUCGCGCGUUUUUUCUACCAGUGCGUGAAGCUAGCGUUUUUCACCGUUAAGCAAAAUUGACGUCCCUGUACAGUUUCACUAUUUUCCGCGAGAAAAUUAAAGCGAAUCCAGGGAAAGACUGAGUAUCGAUAACAAGGGAAGAAUACAGGACUAGUCAGCGCAAGUUGACUACUGAAGUCUGUUAUCUCAAAGAGUAGUUGCCGGCUAUUAUUACUUACCGCUUUGUUUCUUGGUCAAUACCCACCAUCCCCCCCCCCCCCCCCCGCCCCCCCCCCGGGUUCCCCCCCCCAAAAAAAACGGGGGAACAUAAAAACUCUUUUAAUAAAAAACCAAAUUUUUUUUCACGGUUUGGGGGGGAGGGUGGGUUUGGGGGAUUGGGGGGUUUUCCAAAGAAAAUAGCCUAAUGCAGUGUUCUAAGAAAAAAAAACAAAAACCCUCGACAAUGUCUCCAUUUUUCACGAGAAAAAAAAAAAGAAACCAGGGGAAAAAGGUGGGUCGCAAAAAAAGGGAGAAAAAAGGGGCAGGGUACGCAAAAUGUCUAUCUAAAGUUUUUUUUUCAAAAAGUUGGUGUCCGGCUUUUUUUCUUUCCCCCUUUUUUUUUUGUUAAAACCCCCCCCCCCCCCCCCCCCCCCCCCCCCCCAUCCCCCGAGUGUUCCACCACAGUAAAUAACUGGAGUAACGUAACACCUGUUAAUAAUGAAUCCACAUAUUUUUCACAGGGUUGUGAGGCUGACGAUGACUUGGAAGAUCAGAGUUACCAUCAGAAAGCUGAACCAGACUCAGUUUCACAAGAAACACAAGAAAAUACUCAGGUAUCUCUACCCAUCUGCUGGGCGUCAACCUUCCUCUUUGUUCAGUCCACCGUCCACUCAACCCAAGAUCAGGCCGAAUUAUAGCAGCUGUUAAAAAUGUUCCAAGAGAAUCAGUACCCAGAUUAUUCAUUGCCUCUUUAAUUUCAGAACGCAUUGCAAAGAAAGGGACGGAAAACUAUUCCAGUGGCUGAUCCAGGGGAGGGGGGGCGGAUGUUUGAUGGGUCCAGACCACCCUAAAGAAAUCCGAGCAAUUUUUUAAAGUGUUCAGAUACCUGCCACGAAAUUGAAAUAAGCCACCGAAGAAAGCCCGAAGCUUCGCUAACAACCUUCAUCUCAUAGCUUAAAAAUAAGACUUGCGUUUCAUGUGCCUUUCAACUAUGGGAUGUGAUCAACAUCAGUUUAUCACUUGUCACAAGGGACGACUAUUUCAAAUCUCGUUCUUCAUUUUUUUUCUUGUUGAAUGUCACGUGAAUUACGCGUAUAAUAACGACGUGGGUAUUCGUGGUAGAAACAAAUGUGUCACGCGGCACGAAAGAAUGGGAACUAUUGGCUUUUCCCGGGUGCACAAUGCAAGGUGGGCCCCUGUUAAGAAAAAUACCCAAAUCCACCCAUGUCGUCCUUUUAGGAAAAUCAGCCGGUUAAACAGUCUUUUUUUCCAAAGAAAGGGAGACUCAAAGAGCAUGACUGAAACAAGACUGAAACGUAGCAACUGCAAAAGUCAGAUAGAGAUUGACGGGCUUUUCGUUACUUAAACCAUCGAACCUCUACUUAGGUCCCUUGAUCCAAAGAUACCUAAUGAACCACGUGACUAAUAUUGGACACUUGGCCCUCUUUUGGGAGGGGGGGGAGUGUUUAAACGGGAGGUUUGACUCUACUUACGAAGGUUACUUUCUUAUUAUCAGGAUUACAAAAUCUGGCUGAUAUUUCGACUUGGCCUUCUGAGUGGCAUGUUCUUCGUUCUUUUUGCCGUGCUGGUGAUCGCAGGUGAGGAAAAAGAAACCGAUGGAAAGCAUAGACGUGCAGUCUAUUUUUUUACUCGAAUUUUUUCGAACGAGUUAAAGACACUUUGAUGGCCGGAAUUAGUUUAAUUCAGUCGGAUGUAAAUUUAAGUUGAUCGCUUAUAAAAAGAAAAAGUACUUUGGAGGUGCGGGGAUUCGAACCCCGGACCUUCCGCAUGCGAAGCGGACGCUCUACUACUGAGCCACACCCCCGACGAGUUGCCUCUUAAAUCGAAUUUGCCCGAGCAAUUACGCCAUAGUUAUUAAAGUGGAAUGGUUAUGAAACCCAUUAGACUCCUUUGUUAUAUGUUUUUUAGCUUUUUUGGACCUGACCGUGCACAACUUUCAUGAUCAAUAGCUUUCCUAUCAUUUUAAAUUUACUGACCAAUAGAAACAUCGCAUUAAUUUAUUCAGUCACAGUUUGUGAACAAAAGGAUUGUGCACGGCCAGGGGGCUUCCAACAUAAGCUACUUACAGCACCGUUGUUCUCAAGUUUGAUGUUUGCCGGCUUUCAUAAACAGAUCUAACCAGUCUCCUGUAUACCUAUGAUUACGUCAAGCCGACAAAAAACCAGCUGUUGACACUGGAAGGACGCCCCUAUCCACAUGGGUUCCGUUGACGGGGAUACGUUUUCAAAAAUGAGAUUUGCUGCUGUGUCAAAAAACAAAGCAAAUUCCGAAGUUAGCUAAUAGUUUUUCGAUCGUUUUGAAGACGACUUUUUCUGCUCAAACCUUUGUCAAAAAAAUGCUACAAGAAUAAUAUUUUAUGUUUAUAAGAUGGAAAUUUUCAGUUUAUAUUUUCAACUAAGUAAUAUAAAGAUAACUGCAUCUUUUUUUUGCGGCAUGGUCGCUUUAAAACCUUUCUUUUACUUUUUAAAAAACAUUUAUAUUAGUUUUUGUCUUUCCUGGUUCAUGAAAAUUAGAGAAAUUCAAAUCUUAUUUUUGCCACCAUGCGCUCUAAUGAACUAUAUCAGUUGAGAAGUGCUCUUUAAAUUCUUAGCUUCCAAUUUUAUUCACCUCUACAGCCAUAAAAGCAGACAAUGAUAUCCAGUGGGAGCCUGCGUUCCGUAUGUACAGAGGCCUGUUUCUCUUUGUCCUGGAAUUCUUUCUAUUUGGAAUCAAUCUUUACGGAUGGCAAUCUGUAGGCAUCAAUCACGCUCACAUCUGUGAUUUCAAGAAUAAAUUGUGCCCUCUUCGCGUGUUAGAAGUAAGUUAUAGACCGCAGGGGAGGGGGGGGGGACUCCUGAUCAAGCCAGAUAUAACGUUCAAGCUAAGUAAACACCUUUUUGCGAGCUUCAGUGGUGUAUUCCAGCGUAUCCGUGUAAUUUUUUCAAACACACCGUCUUGAAAAUGAAUAAAUCAUUUGAAAAUGUCGACUUUGCGGUUCAGUAUGGACGCAAAACACUUCGAGCAAGCUCUCUUCGGGCUGGUGGCGCGGAGGGGUGAAAAGUGGAGAGUAUUGUCGCCCCCCCCCCCCCCCCCCCCCCCCCCCCCCCCCCGGGGCGUGCCCCCCGGGGGCCACAAAACUUUAAAAAAAAACCCUUUUUGAACCUUUGGGGGGGGGAAAAUAUUUUGUUCUUCGGGGUUGAUUUUUUUCCGUUUUUAUUUAAAAAAUUAACAGUUUUUUCAAUUUUGGUUAACAGGGGGGGAAAUUAGUACCCCCCCCCCCCCCCCCCCCUCCGUGCCCGCUUCCCCUAGAGAGGUUGCUCGCAGGGUACAAAACAUUUUGAAAACAGACCUUUUUGGAAACGUUGACGUGGCGAUAAUCAUGUGAUUUCUGUGGUUCAGAUUUAUCCGGAUUAAUGUAAACAUAUGAGACUUUGUCCAAUUUUGGUGACAAGGUGUAGAUUAAGUGCUCACUGUAGUUAAGAAUUCAUCAUGUUUUUAAGUAAUUUUUUUCGUUAACAGACCUUAACAUAAUCUUUCUAACAUAGCGUUAACAUAGGUGACAUCCCAGCUGAACUGAAGUCAUGCGCGACUCGGGCAAAUUAAAACUAACAUACGUAUCCCUCAAAUGUUUCUUAUAAAGGACUAAGAGAAAAUCAGAAUGAAUAUUAUUAAAUUGAGACCAUAAAGGAAUAAACUUGUCCAAGACUUUUUUGACUAAAAUAAUAGCAUAUCAAUUUCACCCGCUUCAGUGCGCGUACAAAACUAUAGGCCUUUUGUUUUUUAACGCUUUUUUUCUUCUUCUCUUCUUUCUGAACAGCUUGGAAUCUUUUUCGCCGUUGCGUGGGGUGCAAGUGCUGUUGUUUUCCUUUUCUCCAAUCAGUUUGGAAUUGCUCAUUACGUUCAUCCUAUAACAUUGACCUGCAUGUUUGCAGUUUUCCUUAUCAACACCCUGAACUUUAAUUUUAGACACUGCAGAUUCUGGCUUCUUAAAGCCUUGGUAAGUGCGUUUUAUCUUAAAAUUGUUUUCAACAGUAGUUAUAUUUGUGGUUUGUUUUGCUUUGGCGCGUUUUCAAAAAUUAGAUUCGGUCGCGACACUUUCAGACCGCGAUCGGUUGCCCUUCGUUCAUCAGAGCCAAGCGCGGCGAGUGAAAAAGUAAAAUUACGUAAAUUAAUGGUAAAAAGGAGGAGAGAUUGUGGCUCAAAAAAAAAGGAAGAAAUUAGCAGUCUACGGCACUUUGUCUAGUUCUUACCUAUCGAACAAAGCGAUCGUGAUUCCAAUUCCUACCGCCCCGUCGCCCGCACUCGUUAACAUUUAGUUAUUACUAGUCAAAACUACUAUUUCUCUCAAAUAUCUUGGUCUCUUCUGGGAGGUGGUCACAUGGAGGUACGACGGUUAUUUCAUUCUUUAUGAAAAGAAAAGGGCGAAUUCCUUCAACACACCUCGUGGGGCGGUCGUGUCACGUGACCCGAAUGAUCCAGUCUUGCGAGAUAACAAAAAAUUAAGUAUGAUUCGAGUUUUGGUUUGGGUAUUUAAUUGUUUAUCGUUGUUUAAUUAUUUUUGGCAGUGGAGGGUUUUGACGGCGCCGUUCCACCAUGUAGCAUUUGCAGACUUCUGGCUAGCAGAUCAGCUAAAUAGUCUAGUGGUAGCCAUAUUGGACAUGGAGUACCUUGCGUGUUUCUAUGCCUUAGAUUUCUACUCGGUUCAAGGUAAAUAUUUAAAAUCAUGAAUUUUUUCUUUUAUCACUAUUUUAAUGAAACAGGCGAUUCAUUUUCGUUUGAAAAUGCAUACAUUUCGAAGCGUUGAGAUCUACCGUCCUCACUAAUACGCUGAGCGUUUUCAUUGAAAACGCAUGAUUUUAAAACUCUCUUGAAAAUGGAUCGAAACGAAAACGUAUACAUAUCGUAUUAAAGUGGACGGUCGAAAAAGGUCGAAAUGCAUCAAACGAUGACAGAAAGUAUCUUGGGUGCGUGUGUCUGUAGCAUUCGCGUAUAGUUCAACUUACGUCACAAAGUGCAAUUCUAUCGUUUUCGAACGUUUUAGUGUGGACAGUCGAAAACGCAUCAAAACGGUAGUGUGGACGCGAAUCGAUCGAUGCGUUUUCGAUGACAACGAAAAUGCAUACUUUUGAAAACGGAUUAGUGUGGACAAAGCCUAAAGCUAUAAAGAGAAAACUGAAAAUCAGUGCAAAAACUGUAUGUAGAGUUACAUAUCAGAGAAUUCAUAUGCAAGAUUCCAGUUGCGGUUGGCGUCUCGACCAACCUCGUUCCGAGUGUUCUCGAUCUCAUCUCGUCUACAAUCUGAUAUUUUCUUUUCUCUUCUCUACUUUUCUUAGAUCGUAGCCAAUGUGGUAGCAAGCAAUAUGGAUUGAGACCGCUGCUUGCUUGCCUCCCUGCUUGGUGGCGCUUCGCGCAGAGUCUGCGCCGAUAUGAUGAUACCAAACAGAAGUUCCCACAUCUCGCCAAUGCUGGAAAAUACUCCACGACAUUUUUUGUCGUCUUUUUUUCAACAGUGGCGACAACUAACAAAGGUAACUGUAUGUGAUAGCUCUGGGAUAACUUUGCCAUAAAAAAAUGGUGUUGUAACUUUAGCUGACAAGUCGUCCUUUGUUGUCAACAGAGAACUCCGGAAAACAACAAGUGGACUUCUAUUUCUUUUCCUGGAUCUUUUCAGCACUCGUAAGCACAGUUUACACGUACAUUUGGGAUGUGAAGAUGGACUGGGGUUUGAUGGAGCCAAAUCAUGGAUUUCUGAGAGCAAAGCUGCUCUUUAAAAACUUGGUAAGGACUGACAGUUGUGAAUAAAUAACUAGCGCUUGGAAGUAGUGGGCGAAAGAGAGAGCGGGCGCGCGCGAGGGAGACACGCGAGGGUCUCCUUCUCGCGCGUCCUUUUUUUCUUGUGCCCACUACUUCCAAGCGCGUACUACGCAGGCCAAUAAAUAACCAAAAAAAUGAUAACAACAACUAAAAUAAUGUAAAGUAGCCUUAGGGAGCUUAACCAAAGGCAUUUUUGAACAAUGUACGUCGACCGGAAGUGGACUUUUUGCAUCCUUGGGCAGUGGUUUUGCCAAAAUUUUCAGGCAAAUCGUCGUUAUUAUAACAGUAAAGACACUUAGCGAUGCAAAUUUGCUAGUGUCAAAGAUCUCACUUCCCGUCUACGUGCGUUGCUCAAAACUCCUUUGCUUAAGCUCCCUAGUCUCUAACGGAAAAAACGUUUGCUUUUUAAUCUCUUUACAGUGAUCGAUUUCGGCGGAAUUAAUUAAGAAAGUCACGUCUCGUAUUGUUUUUUUUUUCUUACAGGGAUUCUAUUACUUCGCUCUAGUUAGUGACUUGUUCCUUCGUCUUUCGUGGAUUCUGACUAUUUCCGUCGGAGAAGCGGGUCUUUUCCACUCGGAAAUUUUGACUGCGUUACUAGCUGUAUUAGAAGUCUUCAGGUAAGGCCACCUGAGUUAUUUGUAACCGCCGCCAUUAGCUCAUGUCAAGCUGGGCCUGUUAGUUAAUAGGGAGCUUCUGACAAACUGCAAAGGCUACGGCAGCGAAUUAGAAUAAACGAAUUGGAAUAAACGCGACAAAGUGACGACGUUUUCGCUGCCGUCGCAGUCGUCGAUGCUAAAACUUCCUAGUUUCUUUUUGAAACCGCUCUCCAGAUUGGUUUUUAGGCUCUUUCUACACCAACCUCGUUCCCAGGUUCUCACUCCUACCCGUCGAGAGACUCUCUCUCUCUCUCUCUCCCUCGUUCCCUCGGGACGGGUAAAAGAGAACCCUGGGAAUGAGGUUGUUUCUACACGUACGAGUCCGGGUAAAAAGAGAUGUGGUUUCAAGAAUGUCCGGAUACGUGUGGAUGGCACCAAGGAACCCAAGGAACGGGAAAUGAAAAAGUGGGAACAAAACCUAACUUGGUUCGCGUGCUCGUUCCUUCUUUCCCGUUGUCCAUUGCCCGUUACCCGUUGCACCUUCCUCACUGUAGUAGCAUCUGAUUCGAUAACCAACAACAAACACUGCAUUACCCAUAUUCGUGUGUCAAUUAUGAGCCAUUGCUUUACACUUUGCUUAACUAACUCCUUGCUCUCUUCACAGACGAUUCAUCUGGAAUUUUCUACGCGUAGAAAAUGAACAUCUAUGCCGACUAAAAGGAGCAAAUCACACUCACAGUCGAGAGGAACUGAGAGAAUAUGACGAAGAUACUGUAUCCGAAGAAGUCGAGGAGUAGUCGGGAAUGCGAAAGUUGCCGAAGAUUCAAGACGGAAAAGUCGUAAUGGACGCCUUCUCGCUAAUUGUGCGAGAUUUGAAGACAACUGACUCUGAUGAGGGAAAUAAUUGAAGUCAAAACGGAGGAGGGAAGCAAAAAGAAAUUGUUACAUACAGAGAAGAGGGAACUUGAGAUAAAUUAAUUGUUUAAUUUAUAUAAAAAAAGGAACAAUAUAGUUUUAAAAAAAAAGAACAUCAGGGGAUCGAAACAACAAUAAAUUCUUAAUUAAAACGUUAAUAGGGGAAGAAAUCAAAGAAGAACGGUUGUAUUUUAAAGAAGUCUGUUAAAAAAACCUCUUACGUUAUGGCAUUGUUCGAGUUAAUCUGGUUUUAAACCGUGACCGCAGAGAUUGUUCAGUUCACCAGCUUCCGUUGCUCUGUGACUUGGUUAAGGUGGACGUGAAAUGUUUUCAUACUAAGUAUGAGUUAACUUUUAACUUAAUUUAAAC
This is a messenger RNA of Porites evermanni, 11204 nucleotides long. The record is from the annotation of a GenBank genome assembly. NCBI's taxonomy places the organism in Eukaryota, Metazoa, Cnidaria, Anthozoa, Scleractinia, Poritidae.